GGAUGCAUUGCAAAGUCAAAUGGUAAAAAUUAGUAUAAACGAUGAAAAGAAUGUUAAUGAAAAGAGAAAAUCUAAGAUGUAUGCCUAUCUGUCUGGUCACAAGGGCCCUCUCCUCAACUUGUGCCCGCCAGUGCCACCUCAAACAACUCCUCCACCGUACCUGCCAGCCGCCACACGGCAGACCACACCUGCACCUACAGCACCGCCAGCAGUGUCCUCACCGGAUGUCCCACCUCCGGCCAAGCCACCGUCUGCCCUGAAUCUGGACGAGCUCGAGGGAGCAGUUGGGGGUCUAGUAGGACAGACAGCAGACUCCACCACAGCAGGAGAAUGACAGCUUCGCCAUCCCUGGAAAAAGGUGUGUGUGUGGAUCCAGCAUGACAAAAGCAAACCUGAAUUUAAUUUUCUCUGCUGCAAUAUGGAGUUAAACGCUUUGUUCGAAGAACUACUGACAGCAGUUCACAAGGGAAGAGCAUCACUCAUCCAGCCCUACCCCGCUGAGGUUUGUCUGAGCCAACCCGGGGAUUUGAAUCAGCCAUAUUAUAUUUUGCUCAUAAUGUUGCUCCUCUAAUGUUUAAGCUGCACUUUGGUUUAGGGGUGGUUGUGUCAGCGUGGGGGAUUUGUGUUCAGUCUCAGGCUGCUAUACUGGACAAGGCAGAAGUAAAACAAACCUUGGAUUGGCAGUGUGACAUGUUUUGUGAAUAUAUGCCCACAGCUAACUAUACCUCCCAGAAUAAUUGCUCAUUAUAUUCCCCAAUGAUCUGCUGCCGUUCCUGCCUGCAGAGUCUCACAGCAGUAGAUGUAGAGCAUAUAGAAUGUCUGUAUUUCUGUGUGAAUAUGUUGCUGUUGAUUUCUAAGGAAAUUUACAAACGGUAAUUCUCUGCCCACACUGUAUGAUAGCUAUGGUAAAAAUAGUCUCAUUGACAGCAGCAUUGACAGUCUUGCUGUUUCUGAGUGAAAUGUCCUGCUAAUACUCAAACAAGCAGGAGAGGAAAUGUCCCAAAUUAUUCGGUUCAAGACGAGGCACUGAUGCUUUGCUAAAACGCAACGUACUCUCCUCCAAGUAGAUGCUAUUGAAAUUACAGUGCAAUAACGUACAGUCCUUUUAAGGACUAGUUUCAUAGCUUUUCAUAA
Molecule: messenger RNA, 1134 nt
Organism: Chelmon rostratus (copperband butterflyfish)
Lineage: Eukaryota; Metazoa; Chordata; Actinopteri; Chaetodontiformes; Chaetodontidae
Product: 4-O-methyl-glucuronoyl methylesterase 1-like
Exons: 2
Coding region: 20-334 (104 amino acids)
Source: RefSeq, a predicted model, not a curated record